UACCGGGGUUUUGUUUAGUUAUUCAAAAUUUGCGCGAUUCGGCUAUCGAUUUUUAUAAAAUUAAAAAUUAGUGAUAAUGCUGAUUAUUAUUGAAACAAAGCGUGAAAUUCAGUGAGUGAUAAAAUUUGUGUCCCUCUGUAUGUGCAUCAUCAGGUCAUGACUGAAGCAUCUUUCGUAUUCUACGAUUCGAUUGACUCGGUGUUCGUUCGAAUCGCUCAAACGUUGUCCAACUGCAAUCCUGCUGGAGCGGUCGAUUCUAAAUCUGUCCAAUUAUCGAAAGAGCAUCUCCUGGAGCUCGAAUCGUUAUUCGGCCGUGCUUUGCUAGGCAGAGCCCUGACCCUGAUACACGGAAAGAAACCCCUGAAGCUGCUCCGUACUCCGAGCGGUGCCGGUAGAUUGUACGAAGUGCCCGGUUCCAAGUUUGCUGUAGUGUACAAAAUCUUCCCGGGAGUAAAUUUCUGCACGUGCGAAUCGUUCCGCUACUGGGUGCUCCAACAGCAGCAUCAAGCAACCUGCAAGCACGUCCUGGCCACUAGAUUGGCCCAGGCGCUUGGAUUGGAGGUGGAGGAGACCCUGUCUGAUAAGAUAUACCAGGAGCUGUCAGCCGAGCUCAUCAAGGAACGGCUUAACAGUACGGCAAGCCGUUCGUCGAAUAUCGCAGGCCCUGGGGAAGGACCAUCGAAAUCGCUGCAGUAAAUGCUUAAUACGAAACCGCUGCUGGAGAGAGGAGUUUUGCUGAACCGAAAGAUGCUGACCCAGUCGCAGUUCUCGCAGAUUCAGUUCUCCGCGGUGCUGAACAACUACACCAUGUUCUACAAUGUGGCCAAAGCCAUAAGCUUCGUCGAUCAUGCAACGGUUCAACUCAGCGCCGAUGGCGUGAAGGUAGUCGUCGAAGAUUGCAAGAGUGUCCAGGCCACGGCUUACAUCACGAAGGCUUGUUUCUCGGAUUACCAACUAGGCCAACGAAAGCGCAAAUCGACCGCGAUGGAAGACGACCGUGAAGACGCAGACGACAACGAACCGUUGACCUCGUUCGGUCUCAAUUUGAAGGUGUUCACCGACUGUUUGAGCAUGUUCAUGGAUGGAGAUUACGAUUCCAGCAUGAAGAUGCUGCACAAGGGCGAGGGAGCUCCCCUGGUGGUGAUUUUGGAGCGGCGCUGUGAAGACGACCUUAUUACGGAGUGCUCGGUGCGAACGAUGGAAGCGCAGGACAUUCUGGACUUCGACUUCGAAGAAGAACACGUUUGCAGCAAGGUUAGCAUCAAGGGUCAGGAAUUCUUCGCUCUGCUGUCCGAGAUGGAUCGGAAUAGUAGUGAGGUGGAACUGUUUCUAUCUCCAGACGCACCGCACUUUAAGUUCUCCACAUUCGAUGAGCUGGGAUCGGAGUCCAGUUUUGAAAUCACAAACAGCAGCGAUAUGCUGAUUUCGUUUCACAGCACGGAAACGACUACGAACCGAUAUCAGUUUGCUCAUUUCAAGCUGGUCAUGAAGACUUUGGCGUUUGCGUCGAAAAUUGCGCUGCGAACUAACAAGGAAGGACUGCUCGGGCUGCAGGUAAUGAUAGAGAACUCCGAAAAUUCCAACAUAUUCGUCGAAUACUUUGUAAUGCCACUGUGCGAUGUCGAAGCAAAUGAAACUUCUAUUACAUAUGAUUGAUUUGUUUCGGCUGGAAAAAUAAAGUCUUAUAAAGAGUCAA
Molecule: messenger RNA, 1696 nt
Organism: Aedes aegypti (yellow fever mosquito)
Lineage: Eukaryota; Metazoa; Arthropoda; Insecta; Diptera; Culicidae
Product: cell cycle checkpoint protein RAD1-like
Exons: 3
Coding region: 697-1656 (319 amino acids)
Biological process (GO): DNA repair; DNA damage checkpoint signaling
Cellular component (GO): nucleus; checkpoint clamp complex
Molecular function (GO): 3'-5' exonuclease activity
Source: RefSeq, a predicted model, not a curated record